AAGUCCGUUCUCUCCCUCUCACUCUCUCCUAGGGUUUCUGAUUUCGGAGUCUUCGUGUGAUCUUCCUGUGAUCGUAGGUCUCUGUCGUUUCUAGCUUGGGAUGGCGACCGCUUCAGUUGCAUUUAAGUCUAGGGAGGACCAUAGAAAGCAAAUUGAGUUGGAAGAAGCACGUAAAGCUGGGCUUGCUCCUGCUGAGGUUGACGAGGAUGGAAAAGAGAUCAACCCUCAUAUUCCCCAGUAUAUGUCAUCUGCACCUUGGUAUCUCAAUGCUGAGAGACCUAGUUUAAAACAUCAAAGGAAGUGGAAAUCAGAUCCGAAUUACACAAAAUCGUGGUAUGACAGAGGUGCAAAGAUUUACCAGGCUGACAAAUACAGGAAGGGUGCAUGUGAAAACUGUGGAGCUAUGACACACGAUUCAAAGUCAUGCAUGGAUAGACCCCGGAAAGUGGGAGCAAAAUGGACGAACAAACACAUUGCACCUGAUGAAAAGAUAGAGACAUUUGAGCUUGACUAUGAUGGAAAACGGGACCGGUGGAAUGGCUAUGAUGCAUCCACCUAUGCCUAUGUCAUUGAGAGAUAUGAAGCAAGAGAUGAAGCUCGAAGGAAAUACCUGAAAGACCAACAGCUUAAGAAACUUGAGGAGAAAAACAAUAACCAAAAUGAUGAGGCUGGGGUAAGUGAUGAGGAUGAAGAAGAAGAUGGUCUAAGGGUAGAUGAAGCCAAGGUUGACGAGAGCAAACAAAUGGAUUUUGCAAAGGUUGAAAAGCGUGUACGUACAACAGGUGGUGGAAGCACCGGAACUGUGAGGAACUUGCGUAUUCGGGAGGACACGGCAAAAUAUCUUUUAAAUCUUGAUGUCAACUCUGCACAUUACGAUCCCAAAACCCGGUCCAUGCGUGAAGAUCCUAUGCCAGAUGCAGAUCCUAAUGAGAAGUUCUAUGGGGGAGAUAAUCAACAUAGAGAUAGUGGUGAAGCUUUGGAGUUCAAGCAACUUAACAUCCAUUCUUGGGAAGCAUUUGACAAGGGACAAGACAUUCACAUGCAAGCAGCUCCGUCCCAAGCCGAGUUGCUUUAUAAGAAUUAUAAGGUCAUCAAGGAGAAAUUGAAAUUCCAAACAAAGGACACCAUCUUGGAGAAGUAUGGCAAUGCAGCUGCUGAAGAAGAACUUCCAAUGGAGCUUCUACUCGGACAAAGUGAAAGACAAGUUGAAUAUGAUCGUGCUGGAAGGAUAAUAAAGGGGCAGGAGAAGGCACUUCCAAGAAGCAAAUAUGAAGAAGAUGUAUACAUUAACAACCACACAUAUGUUUGGGGUUCGUGGUGGAAGGAUCAUCAGUGGGGCUACAAGUGCUGCAAGCAGAUGAUCCGAAAUAGCUAUUGCACUGGUGCCGCCGGAAUAGAAGCUGCUGAGGCUGCAACAGAUCUUAUGAAGGCUAAUAUUGCUCGUAAGGAAGCUACUGAAGAGUUGCCUCCGCCAGUGGAGGCCAAAAGGCUAGCUUCUUGGGGAACUGAUGUCCCUGAUGAUCUGGUUUUGGAUGACAAGUUACUUGCUGAGGCACUUAAAAAGGAGGAUGAAAGGAGAAGAGAAGAGAAAGAUGAUAGAAAAAGGAAGUAUAACGUCAGAUAUAAUGACGAGGUUACCCUGGAAGAUAUGGAAGCUUACAGGAUGAAGAAGGUCCACCAUGACGAUCCGAUGAGGGAUUUCUUAAAUUAAGACAUAGUUUGUUUCGUAGAAUGGAAUAGCUAUUUUUACUCCUUGUAACAUUGAAUAUGUAUUUUUUUUUUGUUUGGUACAGUGUAAUGCACGGGUGAAUGAAAUCAUAUUGUAAUCAAAUUUCUUAAACACCUUUAUAAUACAAACAUAAUUUACAUUCUUAAAGUAUAUUUUUUAUUUAUUUUUAGGUUAAACUUUUUA
Molecule: messenger RNA, 1912 nt
Organism: Corylus avellana
Lineage: Eukaryota; Viridiplantae; Streptophyta; Magnoliopsida; Fagales; Betulaceae
Source: RefSeq, a predicted model, not a curated record